Messenger RNA from Populus euphratica (Euphrates poplar), 3540 nucleotides. Its product is annotated as stress response NST1-like protein. The record is from RefSeq and is a predicted model, not a curated record. NCBI's taxonomy places the organism in Eukaryota, Viridiplantae, Streptophyta, Magnoliopsida, Malpighiales, Salicaceae. The transcript has 2 exons. Bases 1247 to 2989 code for a protein of 580 amino acids.
UUAAUAAAAAAAAUGUGACUUGCCGAUGCAGGAUAACUUCAACUCUACAGUCUACACAGCUUUAGGUGUAUCCCAUGUAUCCCAAGUCAAAAUGAUGGGAUAAUUUUGCUUUUUUCUCUGCAGUAAACACGAGGUUUCUUUCCUUUCUUCCAUAUCUCUUACGGUUUCCAGUAGCAUUGAUGUAAAGUUAAUGCUUUGGUGCAAAUGCGUUUGGUGAUUCUCUGUUUUUGAUACUAAUCCUUUGAAUUCUAUUUAUACACUGAAACUGUAUUUUCAAACUAGACCUCUUGUCUGUUCCAUCUUGAAGAAAAGGAAAGGAGAAGCACAUUAGAGCUACAUUGCUCAGAAGCCAUGUUUGAUUCAACAUGCCAUCCAAAGAACACCAUUUCUAAAUUUGCCCACAAAAAAACAUUUAUGACAUGAUUGCACCAAUAGUAAAAACAAUAAAUGGGUUGUUCUAGAAUUGCCAGAUUAUCUAAAUAUUGAAUGCAUACAUAAAACCCCUUAAUCCUUACAGCUGUAACUUGAACACGAGACAAAAGUCCUUUGCGCAUGGAAGUUAAAAGACUUGAAGUCAGGAAGCCAGUUUACAUGGAAAGACAAUUUCUCUCAACAAGAAAGGCAGGUGUUCGGUGAAAAUAGAUAAGAAUUAUUAGUGGGCUUAUCUCAAUUCCAGUGACAAAAUCUUUAAACUGCUAAAGAACAUUCUUUUUGGAGUUACAAAAAAAUAAAAUAAAAUAAAAUAAAAUAAAAAUAAAUAAAAGCACUGAGUAAGCUUUUAUGUCUAUCUCCCACAAAGACCAGACAGUAUUAACAAAAAAAGGUUAAUUGCCACCCAUAACUCUUUCUGCCACUUCCUACCCAGCUCACAGACUCACUUCCAUAAACAGCAAACACACUCACACAGCACAGAUGGAAACAAAACAUAUCUUUUCUUGCCUUUUAAAGGGAGAGAGUGGAGAUAUAAACCCGCGGUGAAAACAGCUCUUCUAAAAGAAAUGGGACUUAGAGGUAGAUGUUUGAUAUAGAGAGAGAAGCAUCUUCUUGACUUCUUACAUGGUUCCUGCUUAAUGAGUUGCUGUCGAAGUUUGGUAGUCUGAUUACCUACCAGCUUAUUCACUUCAGAAGAUCAUGGAAUGUUGAUAUGUGGGAAGGAAUCGGCGCUGUGAUUCCCCAGGAGAUGGAAAAAAUAACAUCGACAAUUCAGCAUCUUCAAUUUAUGUGAUGAUCCUGAGUUAGUGAGUUCAUGAUGUCCGCCAACCCUAAAAUGGCAGAGCAACUGAAACUGCAUCAACGCUGGGAGUUUCGGAGGAAAGACAAUGAUUCCGAUUCUUCAAGCAAUGAUUCAAAACCAAGUGGCGAGCCAGCUCUCAAAACAUACAAACUGAUCUCCAGCUUCAUUUCAGUUGACAAUGAGGAAACUAGCGAGGCUAGUAAGCUGCACCAGAAUGGGAGUACUUCGGACCAAACAUCCUGGAAAUCUGGGAAAGCAGAAAAUGGCCGGAGGAGGAGGAAGAGUAAAAGGGAUGAUUCAGCUCCGAACGAGAUAAAGAAGGGCCCUCGUAAAGGAGUCCGCCGUAAGAAGAGUAAAACUAUUACUGAUGAGCAGGCUGUAUUUCAUGAUCUUAAGAAAUACAUGAACUUCUUAUUGGAGGAUCUUAAAGUUUCAAGAGAAAAUUUGUUGAAGUGGAUGAGGGAAGAAAUGCAGAAAUUGGUGGCAGAGGAGACAGUUUCUGAGCUGGAAACAAGAGAACGCAGCUUCAGAGGAGAGAAAGUUCAAUUGCAGAACCAAACCAACUUUGAGGAGAAUGCGGAAGUUCAGCACCGAAACAUCUUCGAGAAGAACAUACCGGCACAACAUCAAAACAACAUUCAGGGGUAUGGCCAACUGCAGGCCCAUAAAGAGUUUGAGGAGAACGUCCACGGGCAGAACCUAAUCAAUUUCAAGAACUCUGAAGCGCAUCAUCAGGAGACCAUUUUCCUGCAGAAUCAAAAUGCCUUCAAAUCUUUCAAAGGGGCUCAAGACUGCAAUGAUGAAUCUACAGAGAGGUUUGGUGAAACCAAUAAAUCAGCUGAUUUUAGUAAUUGCAUUCUAUCAUUGGACAGUCAAGCUGGUUAUAGCCGAGCAAAUGUACCCUCAUCAAGAAUUGAGAAGGACAGAGAAGAAAGAAUGGCAUUAUCUGCCAGGUUGAAUUCUAAACCUAAUUCUUCGGAUCAGAAUGUGCAAGUGCAGCAGCUAAAUAGCAUUGUGUUGGGCAUAAGAGCUCAAAGCGACAAUAAAUCUUCAGAGAGGUCUGCAAAAGGCAGAAAGAAUAGCGAUUCUAAUAGUCACCGUCAAGUACCUGAACAUCAAUCUGAUUGUGCCCAAGUGAUUGGAUCCUUGACAUCAACUAAGAGGGACAAAGGAGAAAGACUGCCAUUAUCUGUCCAACCAAUGUUUCCAGCUAACUCCAACCAGGUAGCUUCGUCAAUGUACUUAACACUGCCUACUGUGUUAACAAAGCCUCACGUAGCAAACCAUAGGUUUGAUACAUCUUCAUUGAACUCUAUUCAACCAAGACUUGCUGGGAAUCAAAUAGGCUUGAGUUCAGAAAGACCGAAUCUGUUACUAGGUUCAAGCAGUCAUCAUGGAUACUUUCAGGACAUGCAGCCAGAGGAAAGAAGUAGAAACUUUGCUCAAGUGAGUUCCAGAGACAUCAGUUAUUUCAACCAAAAUAGCACGUCACCAAUUGUUGGAAAUGGACUCCCAGAUCCACUUCUUCAGGCCGUAAAUAGUAAUUUUAAUAUUCCAGCCCAUGUCAGCUUGGAAAAUCUAGCUCGAGAAAGCAGCAUGCCAAGCCUAAGCAUGAGUGGAGGAGCCACGAGGCUCCCAGGGGGAAGCCACUCUUUCUCAGAACAGUUUAUAGCCAGCAACUUUCUCAACCAUUCUAGUUACAAAGUAGAUGGUAGACUAAUGGCAUAUCAAGAUGGUUAUCUAUUCCAAAAAUAGUUUUUCAUUCGAGGCGAAUAAUGAGCAGGAACGAAAAUUGUAUUAAACUAUGGGCCCGAGAUCCUCCUAAACAUCUCUUUAUUGUUUUUGCCUAGCUUCAAUGUUUAACAGUUGUAAGAGAGAGCAAUUUUGAUACUUUCAAGGAUCCUUCACCUGGCAAUAUACUAGGAAAGUGGCGUUUGGAGUGGGUACACGUCUUGAUAGAUACUGUAAUUUAACAUUGGCAAGUGAGAUAAGGGAUGCUCUUUCAAUUAGCUUGGGUAUCUGCUUUUCCCAUGAUGGGUUAUCUGAAGUUUCAAUGCCUCAAGUGCACUCACUAUGCAAGAAAAUGAAAGAUUUGAGAUUGAUUGAUUCCUUCAUUUUUACCUCUCAAAAAAGGCUGCAGGGAUGUCAGAGAAGUGAUUUCUUCAUAGUCAACAGGAAUAUUUAUCUCCUUUUCAUUUGGAUUUGAUCGAUUGGUGUCAAUUUUGUUCAGCAAUAAACUACAACUUUUUUUUUUUUAUGCUGUUGAAUGUAGAGGGAAUAAGUGCAGGAUGGCGUGCGUUUCUUUU